Messenger RNA from Drosophila navojoa, 1490 nucleotides. RefSeq names its product L-dopachrome tautomerase yellow-h (gene yellow-h). Lineage: Eukaryota; Metazoa; Arthropoda; Insecta; Diptera; Drosophilidae. The record is from RefSeq and is a predicted model, not a curated record. Gene Ontology annotation, cellular component: extracellular region.
CUAACACAACAGGCAGCCAACCAGUUUCGCAUAUAAGCUAUGAAUUCGAGUUACUUACCAAUUAUUAUUUUGCUUUCGAUCGUUGGCCUUCGAUACAAUUCGAUUUGUGUCAAUGCUGCAAACUCGGAUCAAGCUCGCCCAGGCACGCGUUUCAAGCUCCAAAGCCCACCCGGAGAGCCAGAUGCUAAACGAAAUAGUAAUCUAUUUCAAGUCGUCAACGAGUGGAAAUAUAUCGAUUUCGAAUAUCCGACAUUUGUCGAAAGACAAUUGGCGAUCAAAAAUGGCGACUUUGUGAUAAAAAAUAAUUUGCCCUUGGGCAUUGAUGUGUUCAAUAACCGUCUGUUUAUAACAACGCCACGCUGGAAGGACGGUGUUCCGGCCAGCUUGGUCACCGUGCCCUAUCCGACCAAGGAGAUAAGUCCCCCGGUCCGGCCCUAUCCAUCGUGGCAGGCACACAGCAGCCCCUACAAUCCGGACUGCUCCAAGCUAAUAUCCGUCUAUCGCACCGCAGUCGAUGUCCAAUGCAAUCGACUGUGGGCCAUCGACUCGGGCAUCGUGAACGCUACGGUCAGACUGAAUCAGAUCUGUCCACCGAAAAUCGUGGCCUUCGAUUUGAGCAGCGAUGAGAUGAUUGUGCGCUAUCCACUGCCCGAAUCGCAGGUCAAACAGGACUCGCUGCAUUCGAAUAUUGCGGUGGAUAUACGGAAUGGCGACUGUCUGGAUGCCCAUGUCUUUGUCACGGAUGUCUGGAGAUUCGGCAUCGUUGUCUAUAGCUUGGCAAAGAACCGAAGCUGGCGCGUGACCAACUACAAUUUCUCGCCCAAUCCGGUGGCAUCCGAUUUCAAUGUCUACGGCUUGAACUUUCAGUGGCUGGACGGCGUGUUCGGCAUGAGUCUAUCGAAUGGACCCAGAAGCUCAGAUCGAGUGCUCUAUUUCCAUCCGAUGGCCAGCUAUAAGGAAUUCAUGGUGUCCACAGAUCUAUUACUGAACGAAUCCCUUUGGACUGACGGCACUCUGGACACAUCGAAGCUGUUUGUUCCGAUCGGCGAUCGGGGCUUCAAUGGCCAAUCCUCCACUUCUGGCAUCGCUCGCAAUGGAGUUAUGUUCUUCACCCAAGUCCAUCGCGAUAAUGUUGGCUGUUGGGAUACAAGCAAGCCAUAUACCAGAUCCAACCUGGGCAUGCUUCUGGACCCUGCUGAAAACUCCACACUGAUUCAGUUCCCCAACGAUCUAAAGGUUGAUCACGAGCCGCGCCAAGGUGUUUGGGUCAUGAGCAAUCGUUUGCCCAUUUACCUGUACAGUCAGCUCGACUACAGUGAUAUCAAUUUUCGUAUCCUAAGAGCCGAUGUCGAUGGCAUCAUUGCGUCGUCAAUAUGUAAUCCAAUGCUCGAAUCAGUCACAAAGUCGGAAAAACUCGCCAUUGUCUCCAUUGAAGAGGGUCAGUGCUAUUAGCAGAUAAUAUAUGGAAUGAAUGGAUAUCAAAAUAAAUA